Messenger RNA from Laetiporus sulphureus 93-53, 2361 nucleotides. RefSeq names its product endonuclease/exonuclease/phosphatase. The record is from RefSeq and is a predicted model, not a curated record. The coding region runs from base 252 to 2210 and encodes 652 amino acids. Gene Ontology annotation, molecular function: catalytic activity. The transcript has 9 exons. NCBI's taxonomy places the organism in Eukaryota, Fungi, Basidiomycota, Agaricomycetes, Polyporales, Laetiporaceae.
UUGCAGUGGACCGGUUCGUAUGUUGAGAGAUACGGCCACGGCCAUACUUUACAGCGAAGACACCUCGUGGCGAACGUGAGGCUACCUUUUCCGGUAUGCUCUCCUAACGGCAGGGCAACGCUCAGAAGCAUUCUACAGGAGGCGUCUCUUCUGUAAAAGGUCUUUCAUCCGUUCUGCUGCGCCCUGAGGCUGUCCCAGUAUAUCGCAUCCUCAGAAGCUGCACCGUAACUUGCCCCAUUGACUUUCUCAUCAUGCUCAUCGGCUCUUUGAGCGCGUUGAUUGCGUUGAUUGCGAGCAGUUCAAUCUCUAUUUCAGCAAUCACUGUCUGCGACAUACAAGGCACAUCCUUUCGAUCCCCUCUAGCUGGCCAGAUGGUGGAAGAUGUCAUUGGCUUUGUAACGGCUAAGGAUAAAUAUGGCGCUUGGAUUGUGGGCGAACCCUCCCAAGACCCUCGAGUGUCCAAUGGGCUACGCAUAUAUGGUUCGACCCCCCUGAGGAAUGUGAAAGUAGAAGAUGCUAUCUCGCUCUCGGGUCGCGUCACGGAAUACCGGCCAAAGUACAGCCCAAACGACCUGUUCCUGACCGAGCUCGACCUGAUCCGCGACAUCAACAUCCUCUCACACGGCAACGAAAUCACGCCAGUCCUGCUCGGGAAAGAGCGCAUCCCACCUAUUGGCCAGCUUUCAGCUUCUGAUGAUGGACCAGACGGCUGGUUGUCGAUCCCAAAUAACAUGACUCUACUCGAGUCAGUAAAUGCGACUUUGCAGCCGGACCUGUACGGCCUUGAUUUUUGGAAGAGUUUGGAGGGUCAGCUGGUGACGGUGCCAAAGCCUGUGGCAGCGAACUUCCCUGACAGAUUCGGUUCGAUCUGGAUCUAUGGAGACUGGCCUGUCGACGGAAAGAAUACGAGGGGCGGUCUGUCCUUGACCUCGUCUGACUUCGGUGACGCACCUGAUGCGCACCCUGGGGCUAUUCUGCUCGGAUAUCCUCUAGACGACACGAACCUUCCACGGACACAGAUGGGAACGGCCCUCAGCAAUGUUACAGGUGUAGUUACAUAUCAGUACGGCAACUAUUAUAUCCUGCCUCUCACUGCGCCGAGUGUUCUCGGUACGCCAAAUGAGACAGUGUCUCCGUCUUCACUGAUAUCCGAAGACAACGCGUGCUCUCUGACUAUCGGAGAUUACAACGUGGAGAAUAUGGGACCGCGUUCGCACCAUCUCCAGACCAUUGCGAUGCACAUCGCCAACUACCUCAGCUCCCCCGAUAUAAUGUUCUUGCAGGAAAUUCAAGACGAUUCUGGCACGAAGGACGAUGGGACGGUCUCGGCUAACAAGACCCUGAGCAGACUAACCAGUGCUAUCGCGUCUGCGACCCACGACGAAGUGCAUUAUAAGUUCACCAACGUCGAACCGGAGGAUAAUGUGGACGGCGGGCAACCAGGUGGGAACAUACGAGUCGCGUACUUAUGGCGCCCAGAAAAGGUCUCACUUGUCCCUGGGUCUCCUGUAGGGAAUGCGACCGAGGCGACGGAAGUUGUGUUAGACGACAAAGGGCAGCUUACUCUUAGUCGGAAUCCGGGACGCAUAGAUCCAAGAAAUGCCGCCUGGGAUGGAGCACGCAAGCCGAUUGCAGCUGUAUGGCAGACGACGACCGGCGAGCGAUUUUACACGGUCAAUGUUCAUUAUAGUUCGAAGCGCGAUAGCUCAUCUGCUCAAGGCGAUGCGCGCCCGCCGGUCAAUGGCAAAAGCGACCAGCGGACCGCGCAAGUGAACGUGACUGCGACCUUUGUCCAAUCUCUACUUGUGCAAGAUCCAAAUGCGCACAUCAUCGUCGGCGGUGAUAUGAAUGAAUUCAUCCAGACAAGCUCCGUGUUCGCGCCAUUUGAAGGCCUUCUUUCCGACGUCAACGAGGUUGCCGGUAUAUCCAAAGAGGAGCGCUACACAUACGUAUACGAGCAGCAUGCGCAGGAGAUCGACCAUAUAUUCCUGUCGAAGGCGGUUGCUGUGCAAGAAGCAGAGGUCGAACAUGUGCACUUGAAUACGUGGGCGGAUAGCAAGAGCGCACAGGCGAGCGACCACGACCCUACGGUGGCGAAGAUCUGGGCGUGUGCAAGGGAGGAGGGAAUGAAGAAAGGUCGUACGACAAUGCUGGUGGCAAUCUUGUCGCGCAUGUUUACAUCUUUUGCUGGGUGGUGGCCCCGUCGUUAAAGUCGAAUUUAUCAAUCGAUCUGCUGUUUUCUGUCAUUCAUUACCACUUCACACCAGACUUCAGUUCAAUGUAAUAGUAGCGUGAUGUUUCAAAUACUGAUUUCAGCGAGUCCACAAUAGCUAGCUGCUGAUGUGUGGGUUAUGAGCAGGC